This is a messenger RNA of Daktulosphaira vitifoliae (grape phylloxera), 2954 nucleotides long. It is a transcript of the gene stx, whose product is annotated as midnolin homolog. Gene Ontology annotation, molecular function: protein binding. The record is from RefSeq and is a predicted model, not a curated record. Gene Ontology annotation, cellular component: nucleus. Lineage: Eukaryota; Metazoa; Arthropoda; Insecta; Hemiptera; Phylloxeridae. The transcript is spliced from 7 exons. Bases 343 to 2019 code for a protein of 558 amino acids.
CCCAUUCAGUUAUCCGUCAACGCUACGGUGGUGUAUGUCCUUCGUUGUUGUUGUUGUGGCUUGAAAUUAUUUUUGUAUUUCUUUAUUCUCGGGUGUUCAUUGUGUCUUUACAGCCGCCGUCGCCGCCCAUACAGUGUUUUAUCGUCGCCAUGGCGUCCGAUUCGCGUUUGUGAUAUAACCGUAUUCGGUUAACUUAUAUUGCAGUGUUUCGGGUGUUGUGUGCAUAAUUCGUUUAUUUCACAUUAUAUUGUUAUUGUCGUGUUAAGUAGUGUAAACGAAGUCUGAAGAAAAAAAUAAUUCUAAUUUCUAAGUGCGACGGUUAUUAAACUUUUUUUAAUCAACAUGGAUGGUAGUGAUACUGGUGAUUCAAAAUCCGGGUGCGGUUGUAGCGCUACGGCCACCUCUGUUAAUAAUAAUAAUGAUGGGACGGCAGUCGGUACGACGGCCGCGACCGCUGCUGCCGCUCAGCAACAACAACAACAGCAACAACAUCAUCGGCAGCGAACUAUCGGCGAUCCCGGCACGAUCCCUUCAACGGACGAUACAUCCGAGAUUACUAUUACCGUAUCGCCCACUACAGGAGGUCAGUUCGACCUAUCCGUGCUCAAAACCGACUCCGUGGAGAGCCUGAAAAAAGUGAUUUCUAAACGUUUAAGAGUACCUAAAGAGCGGAUAUGUCUGCUGUACCGAGAAAGGCAACUAAGAGACGGUUCUUUGGACGACAACCAGUUGAUGCAAGGAAGCCGGCUCACCCUAUUACCUAGCGUCGAAACCGGUCUUCUGGUCCAAAGACCAGAACAAAGUGUGAUGCAAGCGUUGGAAAGCCUAAACGACUCGCAGGUGAACGAUUUCCUGUCGGGCAAGGCACCAUUAAAUUUGACUAUGCGUUUAGGCGAUCACAUGAUGCUCAUACAAUUGCAACUGUCCACUGUGUCGUCGUCAGGGACGUCGAAACGACCACAAUCCGGUGCCCCUACAGUGGCCACUGGCACAGCCGCGUUGAACGCAUCAACUGUAGCACCCGAACCACCACAGACCACGGCCACAGCUGCUACAGCAUGCUCGGCCGGUAACAUCAUUGGCACCCCUAGACUGAUACCCGGUGUGGACGCUUAUCCCAUUACUCGCGUCCGCAACGUGUCCGAUGACAGUGACGAUAACUCGAUGGACACCUCAGAAGAGACGCCGACUGCCGUCUCCCCCACGACUACUACCCCCCCUAUUACCUUGGCGCCCCCGACAUUGGUAACAGCCGCGCCCGUUGAGGCGCCUGUACCACCAGCUCCCACGCCCACCCCGUGUUCGUGCGAUGCUAGUACGUCUACAUCGACUACCACUGGCACCACUGGCACGGGCGAAAAACCUCAGCUGGACACCAGGGCAUUAGCCGAAGCUUCCCGAAAUCUCACUCAAACUCUGAAACAACUUUCAUCGGAGGUCCUUACCACAAAAAGCGGUUCCAAAGAGAUGCACAUAGGAUUCAAGCGAAGGCCAGGCGCGAUAAUCGAGAGCAUGCAACACCAUGGAAAAGGCGUAUACUCCGGCACUUUUUCUGGUACAUUGAAUCCAGCCCUGCAAGAUCGUUUUGGUCGACCAAAACGCGAUAUCAGUACUAUAAUUCAUAUACUCAAUGAUUUGCUGUGUGCUACUCCACAGUACAGGGCGGCAGCAAGAUCGGGUACACCAGCUGUAUGCACAGCCACAACACUUCCUCCGACAGCUUCGACUACACAAAACGCCACACCAUUUGCUGGCACAAAUUCCAUGUCUGCUCAUCAUUCAUCCGCACCUGACUAUAAUGAAAAUGAUUCCAAGGAGAAUGCAGCCACACGUGGAAAAAUGGAGCGCUUACGUUUAAUAAUGGAAGAAAAACGUGAGAGACGUAGAGCCGGUCGAAGCGUACCUUAUGAUAAGAGCAAAUCAGGAACCCAAUGGUCAGCCAAAUCGGAAACACAGAGCGUAGCACCAACAGAUCCAUCUGUCGAUCCAACAUUGCCGCCUGAACAAGUCGUUGUGUGAAAAGCUCUGUGCGGAUAUUUAAAAUAUGUGAUAUAAUAAAUAAAUCCCCACCAUGUUUUUUUUUUAAGACAUUUAAUAUCUAUUAGCUUAUAUGGUCAGUUACACUUUAGGGUGCAAUAUUUUUAAUUUUUGUAAAUACAAAUAAAGAAUUCCCUUCUAUCUAGCACCAAAAAUGAAACAUUGAUGAUAUUUAUGUAUGUAUAUUUCCUCUUCAUUUUAUCUUUAUAAAUAGAUUAACACCUCUUAGACAAUUUCGUAUCUAUUGUCCAUGAUAUAACAUACAAAUUUAUGUAAAGAUAUUGUAUAGAAUGAUGUUUAUAUUUAUAUAUACCUAAUUUGUUUAAGUGAAUUUUUUUUAAUAGGGAUUUUAUGUUGGAUAAAUUUAAAUAAAACAAAUUGCGAUUUAUUACCUCAUUUUUCGUGAAUGUAAACAAUUAUAGACGUUUUUAGAAAUAUAAAAAUUAGUUAAAAAAUUUUGUCUUGUCAAAUUCUAAAUGACAGUAAAUGUAAAUAUUAUUGUAAAUCACGUUUACUGAAUAUUGGUUUUCGUGUAAAUAAUUAUAAUAUAAAAAUGAAAAACUAAAAAAAUAUGUAUAAUGUAAUGCUUAAAGAUUGAUUAUUUAUUUAGGGUAAUUUUUAAUUUGUAUGAGGAGAAUAAUUAUUUAAGUUUUGUUUGACCAAUAGGGUUUUUUUUUCACAGUUUCAGCUUAGAUUCAUUAAUUAAACAUACUAUAUUAUUUUUAAAUUAAAUUGUUUUUGUUAAUUUGUGUAUUUAAAAAUAAUAAUUGACUGGUUUUCUUUAUUACAUUUUUUUUUUUUUUACAUAGUUAAUUAUAUUUUCUGCUUUAAAACUAAUAAUGACAUGUUGUACACAAUGUUUUUGUAAAAAUAAGAAAUAAGUAAUUGUUUAUUAAAAUAUGAACAUCUGUUGUUUA